Messenger RNA from Haliaeetus leucocephalus (bald eagle), 1220 nucleotides. It is a transcript of the gene TMEM141, whose product is annotated as transmembrane protein 141. The transcript has 2 exons. The annotation marks the transcript as partial. NCBI's taxonomy places the organism in Eukaryota, Metazoa, Chordata, Aves, Accipitriformes, Accipitridae. The record is from RefSeq and is a predicted model, not a curated record.
GUGGCCCGGGCGGGGCCGUGGCCGGUAACGGCGCCCGGCCCCCGGGUUUCGGCAGGCAGCGGAGCCGCCUUCGCCGUGCAGAAGCUAGUGAACAAGAAGCUGCCGUAUAGCCUGCAGUGGAGCCUGCUGCUGGCCGGGGCUGCAGGGUCCCUCACCAGCUACGUGGUAACCCGAGCCGAGACGCGGAAAUGCGCCGACUUCUGGAUUUACCUGGAGACAGGCAAGUCCCCACAGGAGCUUGCCGUGGCUGGUAGGGUGUCUCAGCCUGCAGGUAUGUUCACAUCUCUCCCUGCUGCUUUCCCUGGGCUUGUCAUGCCUGUUUCUUCCCUGCUGCGACAAUUUGCUGCUCCUGACUCAUAAUUAAGGUGGUGACUGUUUGUGUCAUUGCCAAAAUCCUCAUAGAAGUCCUACAGUGGCACCCCGCAGCCGAGGGAUAGGAGCAGGCACCUGGGGUGGCAGCAGUGCUAGGGUGGCUGGAGCACCCUGCCUGGUCUCAUGGCUCCCAUGUCCCUCGUGCCCCAGCCCCAUCACCUGCACUGCAGGUACCUGAGCAGGGCUGGCAGUGUGGGGUGGGAGCACUUGCUUCUGCCUGCUGCCCUGCCUGCUUUUGUGGAUUCACAAGAGCCUGCGUGAAGGGCUUGCUUGCUGGAAGAAGAAGAAGAGGGUAGGGGAUGGAGGGAGGCAGUAAACCACUCCACACCCCAGUUGCUCCAUGCAGUGGGCAGAGCUGGAGUGGACGAUUCCCGCAGCUGCUAGCUGCUUUCUCCCACUGGUACACUGAGCUCCCAAAGCUGGGACUAGCUGAAGGGGGUUUAAACGCUUCACCAGGGCUCUGUGGUUCUCUGCCUGCCCCUGGCAAACACUCAGGGAUAGUCAGGGAUCCAGGGAGCUUGUUCUUUCUGUUGCAGAAAAUCUGCCCAGUCCAGAGGACAGAGAGAGCAUGGCACCACUGGUGAGAAGGAACAAGUACGGGGACGUUGUGGAGUAGCUAGGAGAGCACAGCACGCCAUGCACGUGUGCUGCUUCACCCCUUCCUGCCUGCCAAGCCUGCCUGCACCUGUGCUGCCUGAGAGACUGGUGGGCUCUGUGGCACUGCCCAGGAAUUCAGAUGAGUCGAUCCAGUGAGAGUGUGGUGCAGGCACCAUAGGGAUUGCUGCCUCCCAGGUGACCUCUGAACAUCGCACAUGGGGGUACAAUAAAAGUCAAGAGCUUAAAGUGCA